AAGGUCGUGUCUUCGUUCACUGCUCCUAUUCGUAGACCCAUUGAACCCGUUGGUCGUUAUUUCUUAGCUCAUGCUAGCAGAACUUUGAGAGGUCACACAUGGUCUGAAUAUGAGAGAAUUGAGGCUUCAAAAAAUGUAAAAACAGUCAAUGAGAAUGAUGAUGAUAAGUUGGAUGAAUUCGAUGAGCACCAGUCGGAUGAGUUAUUAACCCACGAUCCAAGAGAAUGGAAAAAAGCAGAUUUAUAUGCUGUUUUAGGGUUGUCAAAAUUGAGAUAUAAUGCCACUGAAGAACAAAUAAGAAAGGCACAUAGAAGACAAGUUUUAAAACAUCACCCAGAUAAAAAAGGUGAAAAAGGAGGGUUAGAUGAAGAUGGUUUUUUUAAGAUUAUUCAAAAGGCGUAUGAAACCUUGUUAGAUCCAAUCCAAAAAAAAAGAUUUGAUUCUGUAGACGAAAAUGCAGAUAUUUAUCCUCCUUCAAAACAACUGAAAUAUGAUUUUUUCACAACAUGGGGGCCUAUUUUUGACUCCGAAGGUAGAUUUUCCAAAAAGAAGAAUGUACCAAAAAUCGGCGACAUACAUACCUCCAAAGCUGAAGUUGAAAGUUUUUAUAAUUUUUUUUAUAAAUUUGAUUCUUGGAGGACAUUUGAAUGGCUAGAUGAGGAUGUACCUGAUGAUUCUUCAAACAGAGAUCAUAAACGGUACAUUGAAAGGAAAAACAAAACACAAAGAGAUAAAAAAAAAAAGGAGGACAAUAAAAGGUUAUUGUCUUUAGUUGAUAGAGCUUUCAGUGAAGAUCCAAGAAUAAAAUUAUUCAAAAAAAAGGAAAAAGAAGAAAAAGUCAAAAGAAAGUGGGAAAGAGAAGCAGGGUCCAGAAAGGCUCUUGAAGAAGCUAGAUUGAAAAAAGAAGCUGAAGAAAAAGCUAAAAAAGAAGCUGAAGAAAAAGCCAAAUCACUAAAACAAAACUCUAAGAAAGCCAAAGAAGCCUUGAAAUCAGCAAAAAAGAAAAAUAAGAGAAUAAUUCGAAAUUCUGUUAAGGGUGUUGAUUAUUUUGGAGAUCUUUCAUCCCAAACUAAGAUUGAUUCUGAUGUUGAAUUGUUAAUUGGAGCAUUAGACGACAGUCAAUUGUCCAGCUAUUCUAAAGAAAUUAACCAGGUAAAGGAUUCUCAGAAGAUUAAAAAAAUCUUAGAAGAUGCAAUUUCAAGCUUAACCAGUGAUGGAAAAAUUUCAUCGUCAUCUCUUAGUUAUUUC
Messenger RNA from Ascoidea rubescens DSM 1968, 1248 nucleotides. RefSeq names its product zuotin (gene ZUO1). Gene Ontology annotation, cellular component: cytosol. The record is from RefSeq and is a predicted model, not a curated record. Gene Ontology annotation, molecular function: Hsp70 protein binding; ribosome binding. The transcript has a single exon. Gene Ontology annotation, biological process: 'de novo' cotranslational protein folding; regulation of translational fidelity. NCBI's taxonomy places the organism in Eukaryota, Fungi, Ascomycota, Saccharomycetes, Ascoideales, Ascoideaceae. The annotation marks the transcript as partial.